This is a messenger RNA of Phyllotreta striolata, 4146 nucleotides long. The record is from the annotation of a GenBank genome assembly. NCBI's taxonomy places the organism in Eukaryota, Metazoa, Arthropoda, Insecta, Coleoptera, Chrysomelidae.
UACGAUUUAAAAAACUCUCGCCUGGCAACGGUGUAAAUAGACAGACCAUUGAUCAGUGUACUGUACUGUACUCAACCUAAUGUUCUAGUGGGUUGUGUUUUAUGUCGUGUCAUAAUUAUUAUUAAGUUUCUACUUCGUCUAAAGAAAAGACUGCAAACUAUUAGUGAUGCAUUUUAGGAUACAGAGCCUAUUGUUUUGGGCCGCCCUCGUUGGAAUUGCAGCGGCAGCGCAAAGCAAUAACCAACGAAGUAGCAGCGACUUCACGUUACCGGACGACUCGGCCAUCGAAGGCAGCGGCUACAAUGGCGAGGUAAACCACGACUUGGAAUCCAGCGGAUCCGGAUUUGGACCGGACGACGAGGACGACCAUGAACACACCCCCAUGAAAUCUGACAUAACGCCAGAUGUGAUAACAGAAAAUACGGUCCCGAGGAAACUGCCGCCGCCGAUAGAGGUCGACAGGAACGACAAGCCGCCGAGCACCACGACCGAUAGUAGUGUGAAGAUGACUGACGAUCGUCCGUUCUUCGGCAAACCAGACAUUCUAGCAGCUGUCAUAGGAGGAGCUGUGGUCGGUUUGUUGUGUGCAAUAUUAGUGGUGAUGUUCAUCGUCUACAGAAUGCGCAAAAAAGACGAGGGCUCGUACGCGCUGGGCGAGCCGAAGCAAUCGCCGAACUCAAAUUCGUACAGCAGAACUACAACAAAUAAAGAAUUCUAUGCCUGAAAAUAAUUUUUUAUCGAGGACGUGGUGAGGUAACAAGUUUGGAGGAUCUCUAAUUGCUCAUUAAAAGGAGUUCAAGAUAAAUUGCAGAUGUGAUCUUCCAUUUCAUAGUAAAGCUUAAAACGUUUACAUACUCAUAAAACGCACAUUAUGCUAUAAUUACGUAUUUUUUUAUACAUUUUAUUUAUUUUCGAAAGGAGAUUUUUUUUUGUUUCAGCUAUUGGAAGAUAAUUUUAGGAAAAACUGCCAUAUAAAAGAUUAUUUCUUUUUGUUUUCGAGGUUUUCAAAAUCCAGAUAUGUAUAUAAAUAUACAUACUAUACAAUAUAUCAUUUACUAUAAACAUAGUUGUAACAAAAAUAACUAAAAUAUUGUACGUCCAUUUUGACUUCCAGUACAUCUAAAAAAUUUUUGUAACUAGAUGUAUUGAAAGUUCACAUUUUACUUUAACCAAGACAUUUAUAACAAAAAGUGAUAAAAUUUUUGCUAUUUUGUAAAAGGUUUAGGCAGGACUUUGCAUAUGCUCGUUAGGCAGCUAUUUUAAUACAUUAAUAGUGUAUUUAAAGAUAUCAUAGACAAUAAUGUGCUUUUUAAUACUCAUUUUCUCCUAAACUAAAUAACAAUUACAAAUUUAUUCUACUCCGUUAUCCCCUAAAUGCAAUAUGGUAGAAUAAAAUAUUUUUUUUAAUUGGGAUGAGCAUAUUUUAAAACUUGUACAUACACCUUUUAAAAGAUUAUAUUUACAGUAGAUUUUUUAUAUCAUACAAACCAUAUAAAAUACUUUACAGCACUAUAACUGACGAGAAAAAUUUGUUCGCUAUAAUUCCGCUAUUUUCCGCACUUCACUUGAUUAGUUUAGGAAAAAAUUACUGGAAUUUUAUGUAUUAUGAAGUCGAAGGCUAUCACACAACGACAACCAUACGAGAUUUGCGUCAAAAAUUUAUGGAGAAUUCGCCAUCGGGCAGAUCUCGCGCGGUGUACGAAAAUUUCUGAAUUGUGCCAUAAAAGAUGAGCUUUAAUUUUAUUCCGAAGGCUGACAAAAAAACCCUAACGUUCCUCCGCAGACCCGACCCGUUGAUGGAAAUAUUAAACUCGAAUCUCGAAUGAUCACUGAUUGAUUCUCCAUUAUUGACCUAAUCACAAGAAGUAAAAGAAUGUGUUCAAAAAUGUUAUUGUUAUAUAAAAGUUUUACAGCUGGCUGCAAUGUCAAGUGCUGAUUUAAUUCGAAUUUAAUGUUAUUGAUAAGGUUUUACAUGCACAAUCGAAUGUAAAACGAUUAGGGCAAAGGUUGAAUUUUCGCGUUUUUACGGCCUGCUUUUGAACUAUUAUUGUUUGUUUGGAUUUUGUUGAAUUUUCAUUAUUUUUUUUCUCAUUCGAUUACAUUUGUUUUUUGACCGUUACAUUCAAUCAAAAAGACUACCUUUGCUCUAUGAAUGGUCUUGUGUGUUAUUAAAAAUUGAAAUAGUACUUAAACGAUUGUAAAGAAAUCAAUUUUUAGAAUUUUUAAAUAAGCCACUUUCAAUUAAAUUCAAUCGACUCGAUCUAGACCAGUAACAUUUUUAUAAGCGGAAAAAUCGGUGCCAUAUUUUAAUCGAUUGAUAUUGAAAAAUUCUAAACUUUGUACAAUAAUUCGCUCAGUUGUUUUGACAAUUCUUUACGAGCCUUCUGCUUGCACAGAAAGUUAUUUACGUUUUAUGAUGUCUAAUUUUAAUGGAUAUUCAGCUACCAGUAAUGAAAUUUUUCGAAAUUAACGGCAGCUUAAAUUAUUUUACAGAUGGAAUCUCACGCAGCUAACAGUGCCCGAAAAUUUUAUUAUUUAAAUAACAUAUCAUAUUUGAGUAUAUUUUACUACUUUCAUUAAUUGCCUAAAGGAAAAUUGGUAGCUAAUAUUGCAUAUUACGGUUAGCGAUAUAUUUUUAUGCUUUUUUUUUAAAUAAUAACGCAACAUAUUAAUUUUAAGUUAAAUUAUUCUAGUUUUUACGAGCUUUGUGAAUUCCUGCUAUGAGGACUCGAAUUUAAAUCAACUCCUGUCCUACACUAUGAUUUAAAUUUAGGUAAUCUUGUAGUUAGGUAUUUUUGUAAAUUGUGAACAAUCCAGCAUACUAUCCAAAUUGAAAUUAACUAGUAUUCGCUUAUUUAAACAUUCGACGCAUUGGUGAUUGCGAAACAUUUCUGUUAACUGCGGAACCAGUGAUGGAGUGCAAAAGGUCUUGUUAAAUCAUCAAGUCGUUCAAAUUGCUUUUACGCUAUUUACGAAACAUUAGUGUUUGCGCAAUUGCGAUGCUUAAACGGCUGGUUUAAUCGAACUACUUUGUUGCACGGAGCUUUACCGAAAAUGCGCUUUUUUUGUUAGAAAUCCAGACCACCCAAUGUGAUUAAUGAAUACAGUCAAUUAAACAUUCUAAUGGUAUUGCUGAUAUUAAUUAAUUUCAAUUUCUAAGCUACAGUGGUCGUAUUCAAGACCAACAUUUUGAUAAUAAUAAUAUUAAUAAUAACAAAGUUGCACAGUUAGCACAAUUUUUUAUACGGAAGGUUUUAAGUUAAUGGAAAUGAAUUGUAACGGAUUUUCAAUAAAAAUUUCCCGUUGUGGAGCUUCGAACAUUUCACUUAUGUUUAAAUCAAAUAUAUUUUUAUCGACUAUCCGUUAGUUUAUUGUGUCUACAGGGUUCUUGAAUUUAUGUUGAGAAAUAUUCCCUACAGUUUACGCAUUUUGUAAAUGGUAAGUUAAAGGAAUAUCUAUCAAACGAUGCAUUUAUUUUAUACGACUAUCGAAUUCGAACGGUUCCUUCGAACGCCUGCUUAAUUAAUUUAUUGUUAUGUUUAAAUUAAAAAAUGGUGUUAAAUGCAGCCUGGCCGCUAUUGUUGGUUAAAUGACGAUUAAAACUAAGAACAAUAUGUAAAGUCCGAUUAUAUGAUGUGCUAUAUGUCUAUGCUAGGUCUAGGGCCGAAUAGUGUUUAGUACCUAAUUCAAUAACAGCAUUGUGGCUAAUACUUGGGUUAGGUUGUAUAAUAAUUGUAAUUGAUAAGGAAAAAAAAAUCAUUUUUACGUCGGUACAUAACGCAGUUCUUCGUUGACUCGUUGCAGUGGAUGUAAAACUGCGCUGAAUUUUAUUCAAAACUGAACGUAGGAUGGUAAUAGAACUAGUACAAUCUGUGAGGCAAUUUCAUUUUGUUUUGAAUGAAAUGGUGCAGCAGCGAGGCGCUCUCGCAGUCAGUUCUGUGUUAUGUAUUACAUCUAAUAUAAUAUUUUUAAUUAAUCAACUUUUAUUUAUUUAACUCUUAUUAUUUUUACUGAUUAUAUCUAAUAAAACGAUAGAUUACUUAUUACAAUAACUUUUUUAUUGUACUGAUUAUAGCUAUUGGAGAUUAAAUUGUAUAGUAUUAGAAUAACGUUGUACAAUCCAGUUGUAAAUAUAUAAACUCUUAA